Molecule: messenger RNA, 948 nt
Organism: Jaculus jaculus (lesser Egyptian jerboa)
Lineage: Eukaryota; Metazoa; Chordata; Mammalia; Rodentia; Dipodidae
Product: olfactory receptor 1013-like
Exons: 2
Coding region: 1-948 (315 amino acids)
Biological process (GO): sensory perception of smell; G protein-coupled receptor signaling pathway
Cellular component (GO): membrane
Molecular function (GO): odorant binding; olfactory receptor activity; G protein-coupled receptor activity
Source: RefSeq, a predicted model, not a curated record
AUGGGUGACAAAAAUUUCACUGAAGUGAAGGAGUUCAUCCUCUUGGGAUUCACAACAGAGAUGGGGUUGCAACAGGGCCUCUUCUUCAUCUUCCUACUUAUUUAUGUCGUCAGUCUCCUAGGAAACAUCACCCUCAUUUCUCUCAUCUGUGCCGACUCUAAGCUCCACACACCCAUGUAUUUCUUCAUUGGAAACCUGUCAUUCCUUGAUCUUUGGUAUUCUUCUGUCUAUGCUCCCAAAAUCCUGAUCACCUGCAUCUCUAAUGACAAGAGCAUCUCCUUUUCUGGCUGCCUGGCUCAGUUUUUCUUCUCUGCUGGAUUGGCCUAUAGUGAGUGUUACUUGCUUGCUGCCAUGGCUUACGACCGCUAUGUGGCCAUCUCCAACCCUUUAUUAUACUCGCAGGCUAUGUCCCCGAGGUUAUGUGUCAGUCUUGUUGCAAUUUCAUACAUUGGUGGCUUUGUAAACUCAACUAUUAUCACAAGUGAGACAUUUACUCUGAGCUUCUGUGGUGACAAUAUCAUUGAUGACUUCUUCUGUGACCUGCCUCCUCUUGUGAAGUUAGCAUGUGAUGUGAAGGAGACCUAUCAGGCUGUGCUAUAUUUUAUACUUGCUUCCAAUGUCAUCACUCCCACUGCCCUUAUUCUUGCUUCCUAUCUGUUCAUUAUCAUUGCCAUCUUGAAGAUUCACUCAACCCAAGGCCGCCUCAAGGCCUUCUCAACAUGUGGUUCUCAUCUGACAGCUGUCACCUUGUACUAUGGUUCCAUUCUUUUCAUUUACUCCAGACCAAGCAGUAGUUAUGCCCUGGAACGGGACAAAGUGGUGUCAGUAUUCUAUACUGUGGUGAUUCCAAUGCUCAACCCUUUGAUCUAUAGUGUAAGAAACAAAGAUGUCAAAGAUGCUUUUAAAAAAAUGUUAGACAUUAUGGAACUCAGUGUGGAGGUUUCAUAA